ACCAGGAACUCAUUGUUUGUAAACAUUGUCUCCCAACUACACCCAAACACGGGACCACCAACCAUCAACUACGGUGAUUGGUGAUAAAAUGGACACUUUAGAUUAGAUAUUAAUGAUACAAGUAUAUAAAACAAUAUAACUUGGCUGCACUUCACUAAAAGCUCUUGGAGAGGUGUUAAGACCUCACAAUGUGCCUGCUGUUCCUGUACAUCAAUCCGGACCCCAAGAAGGGAGAGUAUAAGCUCGUCUUGGUCAACAACCGCGAUGAGUCAUACCAAAGGCCGACCAAAAAAGCACAUUUAUGGGAUUCCAACUUAUAUGGAGGUAUGGAUAUCCAAUCUGGCAAAGAGGGCGGGACUUGGCUUGCUCUUUCACAAACUGGUAAAAUCGGCUGCUUGCUCAACAUCCUCACACCUAAAGAACAAUUCCAACCGGAGGCCACUUCAAGAGGUCAACUCAUCGUCGACUACCUUCUCAAUGACCUCGCGGGAAUGGAAUAUUUAGAGAAAUUAAAAAUGUCGGGGACUAUUUUUAACCCGUUUAACCUCUUGACGAUGGAUUGGGGGGAAGACGGGUACAGGGUAUCCUACUACAACAGCGAAGACAAAGUUCCCGCGGAUAUAGAACCGGGCAUUCAUGGAUUCGGCAAUUCCCCAAACGACAAGCCAUUCAAGAAAGUAAACCGAGGUGAAAAAAGAUUGAAAGAAAUCAUCGAAGCCUGCGGGAGAGUGGGCGACGAGGCCCGGCUACUGAAGGAACUGUUUACCAUGAUGGAGGACUCUACCAAGAACCUGCCCGACCACCAGUUGAUGGAGCAGGGCCGAGGUUACUCGGAUGAACUGAUCAAUAGUCUUUCAAGUAUAUGGGUGACCGCUGCAACUUGGCUAUAUGGUACAAGAACAACAACGGUCAUUCUCGUGGACAACACAGACCGCGUUGUAUUCAAGGAACGGACGAUGCGAGAGCCAAUCAACUUGGACGACAUUGAGUGGGACGUGAGUGAGUAUAGUUUCCGAGUGAAAAAUAUUGGUAAUAUAUGAAUCGUAAACUGCUAUAGUGAAGGUGAUAUUUAUGGUCAGGUAUUGGUGUAUCUACUUGAACCACCACUUAUAGAGGAGAGUGAUGUGAGUGGUGGUUAUGACGUACAGGGUUUGUGCGUGUAUGUACAAUCUAUAACACAGCUUGUAAAUGUGUGUUCAAAUUGUGACACAUCCCGUACCCUUUUAAUGUAAUGUACUGUAACACAUCUCCUGGACGGUACAUUGUGUGAAUUCAUCCAAUUGCAUUAGACUGAUUAAAUACUAUGAAGAAUAACUCUAGUCGGACAUGUCCAGUACUACAAAGACGUCAAAAAAAUGAGUUUGUUAACAUAAUUGCCUAAUAUAUAGUAACUCAUCUAGUCACUUAUAUUCUGGUCUUGGGCAAAUAUCAGAGUUAAUAUCUGUCACUUUAUCUGUAGUGAUUAUAAGUACUGUACUAUUUGUGAUGACCAGUAGAAGGGAAAUAUGAAUUGACUGGGAUAUUGAAUAAAAUUCGAGAUGAUGAUAAAUCGCGACUACAAAAAUGCCGUACGGUUAAUUGUCUAGAUAGAUAUUCAUUAAAAUCAUCCAACAAAUGUAUAUUGAUUCAGUAUUUUGCAGUAUAUACAUAAUGCAGUUACAGUAUACAGUUCAGCAGGUACAGUAUAUAAACAAUGUCAGUUCUCUAUUCUAUCAAUGAACCCUGACUAGUGAACCCUGAGACUAGUGAACCCUGAGGCUCGUGAACCUGUGAAUCCAAGACAUCACCUUCCCAGUGCAUCAUCUAUAGGCCCAACAGUGUGUGUUUAUGUGAUGUCUGGUUAUUCACAGGUUCACGGGUCCGAAGGUUCACGGGUUCACAGGUAUAGGGGUCCUAAGGUUCAUGGUUGGAACGGAGGAUUUACACGGGACUUUUUUCCGUGUCGGUACAACUGCGGAAAUGUGUCCCUACACUCCGAGGUAACCAGUGUCUCCAAACGGCACCGUCACAGUAGUAGCGUCACUGUUUAUGAAUGAAUGGUUAUUGGUCAUGUAACAAUGGACGUGAUUGGUGGAUAAGUUGGUCGUUUGGGGACACAUAGACCUCGCAGGUAGACAGCGUACCGACAGUGUGAUCAUGGGGGAUCAAUAGUAAAACAAGGACCAAAAAUUAAACUACUAUGAAGGUCAAAUAUAAUAGUUAACGGGAGAACAAUGAUGAACACCGACCGAUUCAAAAAUUUUUUUCUUGAACUUAAAAAAAACAACUUUGAUGUGAUUUAAAACAUUACCAGAUAUAUCAUUCAAAACUACUUAAAAGGAAUAUUGCUACAAUUAUACCCCUUGAUAAACUGUAAUAUAAUAGGAAAUUACUACCAUAUUAGCUAUAGUUUGUGAAUAUAUAUUUUUUUCAUAUAUAGAAAUUAUUACAGUUUGUCUAUAUAUAAGGUUGUGUUUUUCUAGCAUUAAUAUUUACCUCUUAUAGCAGUUUUAUAGCUUAUGUUUAGCGAUAUGUUAUCUCAGUUAGUUUGGCCAUUGAAGAGUAACAAGACUGGUAAUGGUGUGUGUUGAGACAGUACAUACAUACAGUAUAUCUAGGUGUUGAGACGAGAGAUAUAAUGUAAACAGUUGGCCAGGUUAGGUAAAUAUCUUGACGUGUUAAUAUGGAUUGUUCUUGGUAUAUUGUGUUCCUAGAUUUUGUAAUUACUGUAUAUAUUUUACUAGAAAUUAUAAUACUUUAGUAAAAGUAUUGAUAUUGUUUUUGUUCAGGAGAGACCAGGGUUGUUAUGAUUUAAAUCAAAUGAUUUAAAUCACAUGAUUUAAAUCAGAGUAAAAAAUCAUGAUUUAAAUCAAAAUGAUUUUUUUACUAAUAACUGUUUUCUCUUUUUAUUCUACAGUACAUGAUUGAAAAGUAUAUGCAAUGCAGCAGGCUAAUAACAUUAUUUGGAUUUACAUAAUUAUGUACUGUACUAUAGUCUGUUCUCUCCAGUUUUGUGAAACUUUGAUCAUAUUCACCCUUCCGAACAGUGGAGCACGAAGAGUUUAUCGAGAUGAUUUUUUUUUUACGGGAAUUAGCCCACCCGGGCACAGGUCAAAUGACCCACAACGGAGCCUGGGGGGCAAAAAAAAAGA
Molecule: messenger RNA, 3131 nt
Organism: Homarus americanus (American lobster)
Lineage: Eukaryota; Metazoa; Arthropoda; Malacostraca; Decapoda; Nephropidae
Gene: Tango2
Product: transport and Golgi organization 2 homolog
Exons: 4
Coding region: 189-1040 (283 amino acids)
Biological process (GO): protein secretion; Golgi organization
Cellular component (GO): Golgi apparatus
Source: RefSeq, a predicted model, not a curated record